CUAUAUAUUUUACUGUUUUUGAAUCUAGCAGAUACGAGUGAUGACGAGUAUAGACUGUUGAAGGAUUUGAGAGAAGGAUACGAUCCAAUGGAGCGUCCAGUUUCUGAUCAUAUGAAACCUGUAAACGUAAAACUCCGUUUGAUUCUUCAGCAACUAGUAGACGUUGAUGAGAAAAAUCAAGUGAUAACUCUGGUAGUGUGGACACAGUAUACGUGGAACGACUACAAAAUGAAAUGGUCUCCAGAAGAGUACGGUAACAUCACAAGUCUUCAGAUUCCGUUUGGAACACUUUGGAAACCAGAUAUUCUGUUGUUUAAUAGUGCAAAUGAACAUUUUGAUUCAAGUUUUCCGGUGAAUAUGGUAGUUUCCAAUGAUGGGAAUGUCCUGUUUGCGCCACCAGGCAUUAUGCAGUUUUCAUGCUCUCUUUCAAUGACCUGGUUCCCAUAUGAUGAACAAGUUUGUUAUCUGAAAUUCGGAUCCUGGACAUAUGGCAAGAAACUAGACCUUCGGAUAGACGAUGCUGAUCUUCCAGAGGGUCAUAAAAUGGAUCUACAGUACUAUGUCCCCAAUGGAGAAUUCGAUUUGAUCUCUACUCCAGCAUUUAGAAAAUCGACGACUUUUCUAGAUGAGACAUACGUGGAGUUGUAUUUUCAUAUGCAUCUGAAACGAAGGACAAUGUAUUAUGGACUCAACUGGAUCAUUCCAUCAAUUUUAAUUUCUUUGAGUAACAUUCUAGGAUUUACAAUGCCCGUGGAGUGCGGCGAAAAAGUUACAUUGCAAAUCACCAAUUUCCUCUCUAUUAUGGUGUUCCUGGCAAUGGUGUCUGAAGUAGCUCCGCCCACUUCUGAAUCCAUUCCAAUCAUUGCUGCAUUCUUCUCAUUUGCUAUUGUGAUUCUAGGAGUUUCGAUUUGUGUCUCUCUUAUCACUGUUAAUAUUUUCUAUAGACAUCCAAAGAUGCAUAGAAUGGGAGAUUGGACCAGAUACAUUUUUCUAGAAUGGCUCCCUUGGUUUCUUCUAAUGAGCCGUCCGGAUCACGUCUUCAGAAAACCUAAAAGAGAGAAAAAGAAAGAAGAAGAAGAAGAUGAGGAAUCGAAUGCAGGAGGAAAAGAAGAAGAAAGCGAGUUGAUCUCCCAAAAACAACAACGCCCACGUCUUCUAGUGAAUAGCCAAAUCGUAAUGGAUUCUACGAUUCCAUAUCUAGAAGAAGUGAUUGGUUAUCUAAAAGUUUUUAAAGCAAAAUUAGAUGAUGAUGAAGAAGAGGAAGAAGAGAUUCUAAACUGGAGAUUCAUGGCAAUGGUCAUCGAUCGGGCUUCCCUUUUUCUAUUCACUGGAUUGAUAUUUGGAACCACUUUUGUCAUUUUUGCAGCUUGUCCUAAUUUGUUUUCAGCAGAUCAAAUUAUUGAAACGGAA
Molecule: messenger RNA, 1410 nt
Organism: Caenorhabditis briggsae
Lineage: Eukaryota; Metazoa; Nematoda; Chromadorea; Rhabditida; Rhabditidae
Gene: Cbr-eat-2
Product: Protein CBR-EAT-2
Exons: 7
Biological process (GO): signal transduction; monoatomic ion transmembrane transport; nervous system process
Cellular component (GO): postsynaptic membrane; synapse; neuron projection
Molecular function (GO): acetylcholine-gated monoatomic cation-selective channel activity; transmembrane signaling receptor activity
Source: RefSeq, a predicted model, not a curated record